Balaenoptera acutorostrata (minke whale) is the source of this 2143-nucleotide messenger RNA. RefSeq names its product G protein-coupled receptor class C group 5 member A (gene GPRC5A). Gene Ontology annotation, biological process: G protein-coupled receptor signaling pathway. Gene Ontology annotation, molecular function: protein kinase activator activity; G protein-coupled receptor activity. Bases 159 to 1232 code for a protein of 357 amino acids. The transcript is spliced from 4 exons. Lineage: Eukaryota; Metazoa; Chordata; Mammalia; Artiodactyla; Balaenopteridae. Gene Ontology annotation, cellular component: intracellular membrane-bounded organelle; extracellular exosome; plasma membrane. The record is from RefSeq and is a predicted model, not a curated record.
CCUCCCUCCGGCGACAGCCGCCUUUAUAACUGCUCCGCGCCGGGAGGGCGGGAUUGCUGCCCGCGGGCUCCGCUAGCACCGAGGGGCUCCUGUGCUGCCUCUGUGCGUGGGAAGCAGCGCCAAGUUCACUCGCCGAAGCCAAGGUAGCAGGGACGAGAAUGGGCACAGUUCUCCCUGACGGUUGCUGCUUGGGCCUGGACCCCAGGUACCACAGGCUCUGUGAUAGGAAGGCAGCCUGGGGCAUCGUCUUAGAGGCCUUGGCUGCGGUGGGCGCUGUGACCUCGGUGGCCUUCAUGAUCGCCCUCCUGGUCUUCAUCUGCAAGGUGCAGGACUCCAACAAGCGUAAAGUGCUCCCCACCCAGUUCCUCUUUCUCCUGGGUGUGCUGGGGAUCUUUGGCCUCACCUUCGCCUUCAUCAUCAGCCUUGACGGCAGCACGGGGCCCACACGCUUCUUCCUCUUCGGCAUCCUCUUUGCCCUCUGCUUCUCCUGCCUCCUGGUUCACGCCUUCAACCUGACGAAGCUGGUCCAAGGGAGGCAGCCCCUCUCCAUGCUGGCGAUGCUGGGCCUGGCCCUGGGCUUCAGCCUGGUGCAGGAUGUCAUCGCCAUCGAGUAUGUGGUCCUCACCAUGAACAGGACCAACGUCAACAUCUUCUCUGAGCUUCCUCCGCCUCGGCGCAAUGAGGACUUCGUCAUGCUGCUCAUCUAUGUCUUCUUCCUGAUGACGCUGACCUUCUUCACGACCUCUUUCACCUUUUGGGGACCCUUCACUGGCUGGAAGAGGCACGGGGCCCACAUCUUCCUCACUACGCUCCUCUCCAUUGCCAUCUGGGUGACGUGGAUCAGCCUGCUCUUGGUUCCCACCCCUGGCCCCCAGUGGGAUGACACCAUCCUCAGUUCAGCCUUGGUGGCCAAUGGCUGGGUUUUCCUGUUGGCUUAUGUUGCACCUGAGCUUCAGCUGCUCACAAAGCAACGGAACCCCAUGGAUUACCCUGUGGAGGAUGCUUUCUGUAAACCUCAGCUCAUGAAGCAGAGCUAUGGUGUGGAGAACACAGCUUAUUCUCAAGAGGGAAUCACUCAAGGUGCUGAAGAGACAGGUGACACGUUCUAUGCCCCCUACUCCACCCAUUUCCAGCUGCAGAAUCGGAACUCCCCAAAGGAUUACUCCAUUCCGCGGGCCCAGACUCGGGUUAGCCCUUACAGUGACUAUGAAGGAAGGAAAGAUGUCAGUUAACACGUCCCGAAGGGUGGGAUGAACACAGUAAGUCAGCAGGGCCAGCGGGGAGUUCAUGGGAUGUGGGCUGAAUCCUGAGUCUUCCCAGGAAGCUGUACAGAACAUCACAAGAAGACCUCGCCUCCCUGCAGCCUUCAGCCAUGAUUCUUCUGUUCUGGGGUUAACGAGGGCCGACGGGACCACAGUUCUCAGCACCACUGUAGUCGUUCCCUUUGUCCCAUAGCUAGGCUACUUCUCUUGAGUGGGAGUCUCGGGCCACUCCGGGUGGCUCGUAACCAUCCCUGCCAUCUUACACGUGACUCAGGCUCUGGUCAUCUGACCACACACUGGCUCAUUCAGCCUCAGAAGCCAACUCUUCCAACUGUGGGCUGAUUCUGUGAGAAUUGCUUGGCUCAGAGCAGAGCUGCAAAGCUGAGCAAACCAGCAAAGGCCUGUCUCUCAGACCACCCCACCCACAUCUACACUGGAAACCAACUUACCAACACUUCCCUUCAUGCCCAGAUGGGAGAGGCUAAAAGUCACCCGGAAUUUGCUAACCUCUGUGAUGCUGCCUAAGCAGGGUCCCCAGCGCCAAUUCACUCCCAGACUCACCACUGGUCCCCAGACUCACCUCCUGGCCCUGUGCUUCACCGGGAGAUCUCCCUCCAGGCCUCACCAGCGUGGACAAGCCCAGUUUCUCUUUGCCAGGAGAACGUGUGCACUGGCUUGCUCUAAGCUCUGCUCAGUGCUCUAGGCACUGACUCUUCUCCCACCCCCUUGCUCCUCAGACUCUGUAAAUAGAUGUACUCCGUGUUCACCCCCUGCGUUCUGGAAGUGGGUAUUGUCCACUCACGGGGGAGCGUUCCUUGUAAAAUAAGUUACUCACCGUUCUUCACUGGAGAUGCAAUAAAGGUGUGGUGGCAGCUCUUGGA